AUGCUCCUUAAAAGCCAAGAUGAGAGACCUAAGGAUAGAGAUGUCUGCAUUGCUCAAGGAGUCCAACCUCUGUUCCUCCAAACUCCACUGAUCAGACCUACUCUUGUCUCAGCAUUUCUCCAGGACUGGUCUACUCCAGAAGUACAGCACAUUCACCUGUCCCCCAGCGACUGUUCUGGUUCCAAGGCUGCAGCUUUCCACUGGACUGGUGAGAAGGUUGUCAGUGUUUUGCUCCUGGGCCUGCUCCCAGCUGCUUAUUUGAAUCCUUGCUCUGCAAUGGACUAUUCUCAAGCUGCAGGUCACUGGGGCAUGGGACAGGUGGUAACUGACUAUGUCCAUGAGGAUGCACCCCAGAAGGCUGCCAAGGCUGGCCUCCUGGCGCUCUCAGCUUUAACCUUUGCUGGUCUGUGCUACUUCAACUAUCAUGAUGUAGGCAUCUGCAAAGCUGUUGCCAUGUUGUGGAAGCUCUGA
This is a messenger RNA of Chrysochloris asiatica (Cape golden mole), 471 nucleotides long. Its product is annotated as succinate dehydrogenase [ubiquinone] cytochrome b small subunit, mitochondrial-like. The record is from RefSeq and is a predicted model, not a curated record. Gene Ontology annotation, molecular function: ubiquinone binding; heme binding. The transcript has a single exon. Gene Ontology annotation, biological process: mitochondrial electron transport, succinate to ubiquinone; tricarboxylic acid cycle. NCBI's taxonomy places the organism in Eukaryota, Metazoa, Chordata, Mammalia, Afrosoricida, Chrysochloridae. Gene Ontology annotation, cellular component: membrane; mitochondrial envelope. Bases 1 to 471 code for a protein of 156 amino acids.